AUGGAGAAGUUUACACAAGUCUCAGCUGUUAACUAUACCAAACCGCAUAGACAAGUCAGUAGCUUGAGAGCUGAGAGGAUCCAAAAGCACUUAAACAAGAUCAACAAGACUCCUGUCUUCACUAUCCAGAGUCCAGAUGGUGAUGUAAUAGAUUGUGUACCAAAAAGAAAGCAGCCAGCUUUGGAUCAUCCACUCUUAAAGCAUCACAAGAUUCAGAGAGCACCGACGAGAAUGCCGCAGAUGAUGGGAAAGGAGAGAACCGAUGAUGUUAAAGAAGCAGCCAAUCUAUUGGAAAGUGCAUGGCAAAUGUGGCACGUGAACGGCACGAGGUGCCCCAAGGGAACUGUUCCCAUACGACGGAACACAAUGAAUGAUGUGCUCAGAGCCAAGCAUUAUUUGACUUUGGCAAAAAGCGAUGUAGUAUUGACCUUGCUCGGAGGACAGAAAAGCCUGAUGCCCUUUGGCACUAGUGGACACGAGGUACACUGA
This is a messenger RNA of Brassica napus (rape), 489 nucleotides long. RefSeq lists its product as uncharacterized. NCBI's taxonomy places the organism in Eukaryota, Viridiplantae, Streptophyta, Magnoliopsida, Brassicales, Brassicaceae. The record is from RefSeq and is a predicted model, not a curated record. The transcript is spliced from 4 exons. The coding region runs from base 1 to 489 and encodes 162 amino acids.